Drosophila busckii is the source of this 1246-nucleotide messenger RNA. It is a transcript of the gene Stoml2, whose product is annotated as stomatin-like protein 2, mitochondrial. The record is from RefSeq and is a predicted model, not a curated record. The transcript is spliced from 7 exons. Bases 46 to 1119 code for a protein of 357 amino acids. Lineage: Eukaryota; Metazoa; Arthropoda; Insecta; Diptera; Drosophilidae. Gene Ontology annotation, cellular component: membrane.
AUUUUUAUUAAAAGUUCGUAAGACUUUCUUCCACACAACUAAAAAAUGUCCAGGUUUUUGAUUUCCACAAGAAGACUGAUGUCGCAACAAGACUUUUUGCUCGCCGGCUCUUGGAUUUCAAUGCAAUCACGAGGAAAAGCCUCCACACCAAUGAACACAAUUGUGAUGUUUGUUCCGCAACAAGAGGCUUGGGUAGUUGAGCGAAUGGGCAGAUUUCAUAGAAUUCUGGAUCCUGGUCUAAACAUUCUAGUUCCUGUUGCUGACAAAAUAAAAUAUGUCCAAAGCCUAAAAGAAAUUGCGAUAGAUGUGCCCAAACAAAGCGCGAUUACCUCGGAUAAUGUAACGCUUAGUAUUGAUGGUGUUCUUUACUUGCGCAUAAUUGAUCCUUAUAGAGCUUCUUAUGGUGUGGAGGAUCCCGAGUUUGCCAUAACUCAGCUAGCUCAAACAACAAUGAGAUCCGAGCUUGGAAAAAUGUCUCUUGAUAAAGUAUUUCGCGAAAGAGAAUCCCUAAACGUUAGCAUUGUAGACUCAAUAAAUAAAGCAAGUGAAGCUUGGGGUAUUGCAUGCUUGCGAUACGAAAUUCGUGACAUACGGUUGCCUACUAGGGUUCAUGAAGCAAUGCAAAUGCAAGUAGAAGCGGAAAGAAGAAAGCGAGCUGCUAUUUUGGAGUCUGAGGGUGUGCGUGAAGCUGAAAUUAAUAUUGCGGAGGGAAAAAGAAAAUCUAGAAUUCUUGCUUCUGAAGCUGAACGGCAGGAACAUAUAAACAAGGCUAGCGGCGAGGCUGCCGCUAUGAUAGCCGUAGCGGACGCUAGAGCUCGCAGUUUACAGGCAAUUGCCAAGUCGUUAGCCAAUUUGGAUGGUAAAAAUGCAGCAUCGCUUACAUUGGCCGAGCAAUAUAUUGAUGCAUUUAAGAAAUUGGCGAAAAGUAAUAACACUAUGAUAUUACCGUCAAAUCCGGGUGACGUCACCGGAUUUGUUUCACAGGCCAUGGCCGUUUAUAAACAUGUGUCCAAACAUAAUACCGAGUCGUCCACACAAAGCUCUGAAAACUGUUAUAAAAAAGCUGAAUACAAUCAAUUGGAAGCGGAGAAAAAUGGUGUAAAAAUGAAUAUUGAAUAAAAUGCUUAUUGCGUAGAAAAAUACUAAAUUUAUUAAAGCACAUUAUAUUUUUUUAUUUAAUUAUUGUAAUAAUGAGGAAUUCACAAUUAAUACACGUACUUAAUAGUUAAGCAUUACAUUUGAAUUA